Messenger RNA from Pyrenophora tritici-repentis Pt-1C-BFP, 567 nucleotides. Lineage: Eukaryota; Fungi; Ascomycota; Dothideomycetes; Pleosporales; Pleosporaceae. The record is from RefSeq and is a predicted model, not a curated record.
AUGCCGGGGUCGUCACUUUGGCUGUUGCCGCCAGCGGAUCAUCCUCUGAGCGAUGUCAUCCCUAGCGUCAUCGACAAAACAUCCCAGCAGUUCAACUCCCCGCACCGCUUCCUUCCACACGUCACUCUGACAAGUGAAAUUUCCCCGUCGAAAUACGCUUCCAAUCCCCAGGCAUGGCUCGACUCGCUCGAUCUUCCUGCUGGCCAAGAUGUCAAAGUUACAUUUGAACGUCUUGGCAGUGAAGAUGUUUUCUUUCGCAAAUUGUACAUCAAGUGUGAGAAGUCCGAGGGAGUCAAGAAGUUGGCAAUACCAUGUCGGCAGCAAGCAAAUGGCUUCGAGGAAGAGGCAAAGGCUUUGAGCUGGGCUGAAGGACAAUAUAUGCCCCAUUUGAGUUUAAUUCAUGACUGUCCACAAGUCGAUACGAACAUGCUAGCAACGGUGGAACUGCUUGGGAUCAACUUUACAGGCAGUGGAGGCAUGGGGGGCUGGAUCGGCGGAAGGGUAGUACUUGUACCAACUGACAAUGCAGUUGAUGAAUGGCUGCCAAUAGCUGAAAGAGCAUUAUGA